This is a messenger RNA of Punica granatum (pomegranate), 3732 nucleotides long. The record is from RefSeq and is a predicted model, not a curated record. NCBI's taxonomy places the organism in Eukaryota, Viridiplantae, Streptophyta, Magnoliopsida, Myrtales, Lythraceae.
UUGCCACCAUUGUCUUCUCCACAGCUCAGCUCAGAAUCUCUCCUCCGGCCUGCAAUUCCGUUCACAGCUCAAUCUCUACCUCUCUCCCUCUCUCCCUCUCUCCCUCUCUCUCUCUCUCAUCUCCAUAAUCUUCUUAUACGAGAGCUCAGCGGAGGGAGGAGAAGAUCAGAACUUUCAGGCCGUACUAGAUGUUCCCGCAGUUUGGCGCCACGGCGGAGACUCUGAGCAAGGCGUCGACACUGGUGUUCCGGAUCGGCACAGACGCCCACCUCUACGAUGAUCCGGAGGAUGGCAAUAUCGUUGAGCUUCUGGAAAGCAAGUUUGACUCCGAGAAGUGCGAGGCUCUCAAGCGAUUGCUCGCUCUCAUAGCCCAGGGCAUCGACGUCUCCAAUUUCUUCCCUCAGGUUGUCAAAAAUGUCGCGUCUCAGUCCUUGGAAGUGAAGAAACUUGUCUACUUGUACCUGCUGCAUUAUGCAGAAAAGCGUCCAAAUGAAGCAUUGCUUUCCAUUAAUUGUUUCCAGAAAGACUUGGGAGAUACGAACCCACUGGUGAGGGCAUGUGCACUCCGCACAAUGGCGGGAAUCCGUCUUCACGUGAUUGCACCAUUAGUUCUUGUAGCUGUGGGGAAGUGUGCCAGAGAUCCAUCGGUUUAUGUCAGAAAAUGUGCUGCUAGUGCUUUGCCCAAGUUGUAUGAUCUGCGCAUUGAAGAUAAUAACUCCAGCAUAGAAGAGGUUGUUGGAAUACUGCUAAAUGAUAAUUCACCUGGAGUUGUAGGAGCUGCUGCUGCUGCUUUUGCUUCUGUUUGUCCAGAUAACUUUUCUUUGAUUGGUAAAAGCUAUAGAAGAUUGUGCGAGAUUCUUCCGGAUGUCGAGGAGUGGGGUCAGAUUGUGUUAAUUGGUAUCCUUUUACGCUAUGUUAUCGCAAAGCAUGGCUUGGCAAAGGAAUCCGUUAUGUCGUUUCUGCAUCACACAGAGACUCCCCAUGUGGGAGAAGAUGAUCCCACUACCAACUUCAUGAAAGAAGAAACUAUUGGCAUGAUGGAUACUGCGAACUCUGAAUUGACUCAUAUGAUAUGUCGGUCUUAUAUUGAAGGACCAGAUGAGUACUUAUCACGUUCAAGUUACAUAAAUAAGGGUUCCAACACAUUGGAUUCUGCAAGGUACACAUCUAGCAAAAGCAACGAUGAUGUGAAGCUCCUGCUGCAGGGUACAUCCCCGUUGUUGUGGAGUUAUAACAGUGCAGUAGUAAUUGCAGCUGCCGGUGUACACUGGAUUAUGGCUCCAGUAGAGAAUGUAAAAAGAAUUGUCAAACCGCUUUUAUUUGUCCUGAGAUCAUCUCAUGCUACAAGAUACGUGGUGCUCUAUAACAUUCAAGUUUUUGCGAAGGCAAUGCCUUCUCUCUUUGCACCAUACUAUGAAGACUUUUUCAUAAGUUCGUCUGAUACGUAUCAAAUCAGAUCUUUGAAGCUUGACAUACUAUCAUCCAUUGCUAUGGAUUCGUCUGUAUCAGCUAUCUUGAGAGAGUUUCAGGAUUAUAUUAGGGACCCAGACAGGAGAUUUGCUGCUGAUACUGUCAGUGCAAUUGGUUUGUGCGCGCAAAGGCUUCCAGCAAUGGCUGAGACAUGCUUGGAUGGGUUACUGGCACUUUCUAGACAGGAAAUUUUCUCAAGUGAAUUUGGAUCCGUGGAUGAAGAAUCGAGAGUUUUGACUCAAAUAAUAAUGUCAAUAAAGUCAAUUGUAAAGCACAACCCAUUAAGGCAUGAGAAGGUUAUAAUACAAUUGUUCCGUAAGCUGGAUUCAAUCAAAGUUCCUGCCGCACGUGCAAUGGUUAUUUGGAUGUUGGGCGAAUACAACACCUUGGGUGGAAUUAUUCCAAAGAUGUUAACCACAAUACUUAAGUAUCUUGCGUGGUGCUUCAAAUCUGAAGCAUUGGAAGCAAAACUUCAGAUCCUCCCUGCUAUUGUUAAGGUCCUAUAUAACGCUAAAGGAGAUGAUCACUUGACCGUUAGAAAGGUUGUAAACUAUGUGUUUGACCUAGCUGAGUGUGACAUAAGCUAUGAUGUCCGUGACCGAGCUCGCCUUUUAAAAAAAACUCUUGAAUACAACAGUGGUCCUCGGAUUCUGGAGACUGAAAAUAGCAUACCAGCAGAGAAGGACCUGCAACAUGCAGUCCUUGAGCACUUAUUUGGAGGCAACCUGAAGCCAGUAUCACCUGAACCUCCAAAUAGCCGCUUUUAUCUUCCUGGAUCUCUGUCACAGAUUGUUCUUCAUGCAGCUCCAGGAUAUGAACCUCUUCCAAAGCCUUGUAGCUUGCUGCAGGAUGACCUGGACCAAAUUUCAAAUGAUAUUCGAGGAAUGGAUCUGAAUGAGAUGAAUGAUUCAAAUACGUCAUCUGGAUCUUUGGAUGAAGAGACUGCUUCAGAUUAUAGUUCUCAGAAUUCUAUCAGUGGCUCAAGUAAUAACAGUGAUAGUUAUGAGAAUGGUUCUGUCAGCGAAGAUAAUGGCAAUAAUGAACCACUUAUUGAGAUCUCAGAGGUUGGAAUAGCUCCUAGGAACGAGAAUGUAGAUCCUCAAUCUAGUUUGGCUGUUGGGGAACUGAUGUCAAAGACCGCUUUGGAGUCAUGGCUCGAUGAGCACCCUGGUUUAGCAAACAAAGAUCAAUCAGAUUCAAAUCGAGUUCGUAGAACUUCAGCAAGGAUAAGUAUUGGUGAUAUUGCAAGUCGGGUCAAACCUAAAGUUUACACACUCUUAGAUCCAGCCAAUGGAAAUGGAUUGAAGGUUGACUAUUCAUUUUCUUCUGAGGUUUCAAGUAUAUCCCCUCUCCUUGUGUGUGUGGAAGUGCUUUUCAAGAACUGUUCUGCCGAGGUCGUUCCAGAAAUAACUUUGGUUGACGAGGAUUCUAACAGCCAAAGGGAUUCCGCUGACCAACUAGUAGUUGGCUCUGAAAGUACUGUGCCAUCACUUAGCGAGGUGCCUCAUUUAGUACCCCUGGAAGAGGUUACAUCAUUGGAACCAGGUCAAGCUAUUAAAAGGACGAUUCAAGUUCGUUUCCAUCACCAUUUAUUACCCUUGAAGCUUGCAUUACUUUCUAAUGGCAAGAGGAUUCCCGUGAAGUUGCGCCCUGAUAUAGGAUACUUUGUUAAACCACUUCAUAUGAGCAUAGAAGUGUUCCUGGAUAAGGAAUCUCAUCUCCCGGGAAUGUUUGAAUACAUAAGGAGGUGCAACUUCUGUGAUCACCUCGUAGAGCUCAACAAGGACAAGAGCCAAGGCGCGAUAGAGAAAGACAAAUUUCUAGUAAUCUGCGAGAGCAUAGCCUUAAAGAUGCUAAGCAAUGCGAACCUCUUCCUGGUCUCCACAGAUAUGCCAGUUGAUUCCAAACUAGAUGAUGCCAAGGGAUUGUGCCUGAGGUUCAGCUGCAAGAUCCUCAGCAGUUCAGUCCCCUGCCUAAUCUCCGUCACUGUGGAAGAAGGUAAAUGUUCCGAGCCACUAAAUUUGUCCGUGAAGGUCAAUUGCGAAGAAACCGUGUUUGGGUUGAAUCUAUUGAAUAGGGUGGUGAAUUUUCUAGCUGAAGCCCCAUGAUGUCCUGUUUCUUUUGUUGUACACUGAAGGAAACUGGUCAUUGUUUUUGUGCUGCCCUCUUGUUCAUAGUAGACAAUUGCAUUUACUGAUUUGAGACACUUGGCCAUCACCGCAAUUCCUCAAAGUCGAUGGGAUGUAACUUGCUUAUUCUUUA